AGUCGCGGACGCGCGUGGAGCGGCAGACGCGGCGCGCACGGGAGCGUCCGCCGGUGCGGCAACACGCGAUGACUGACGAUCGGCGCCCCUGACCGUGGGGGGGUCUUCUCUCCGCUCUCCCGCUCGGAUUAACGCUCGCGCCCCCCGCCCCCGUGACGAGGAAUAUGCUGCCUUUUCCCGCCGGCUGUGAGGAUUUGUAAGGAAUUGCGAGCGCCCCCUCGCCCACCCUUACCCCCCCAACCCCGUCUUCCCGGAAGCCCCCCCCCCCCAGUCCGACCCCCGUUUUUCCCAGAGAGGACACAGGUGUGAUCGCAUGAGCGCAAACUCACCUUGGAGGUCCUCCACCCACACCUGCGCCCCCCUCCUCUUUCUUCCAGCUGGCAAAGUGUGACCCCUCACUUGCCCCCCCCAACCCCCGAUAACCCCCCCACCUUAAAAAAAAAAUCAUGAGACUAUCCAAAAUGUGCCGCCUGAACGCGCUGAGCAUCUACUUGUGGGAGACGCUCGUGUUCUUCAGUUGUGUGUCGGGCAGCCUGGCGGCGUCCAAAGAGGCGGCGGCUCGGAAAGCCGCCUCGCCCAUGCCGCCCUCCGAAUUCCUCGACAAGCUGAUGGGCAAAGUGUCGGGCUACGACGCCAGGAUCCGACCCAACUUUAAAGUGUGGAACAAAGACCCCAAAGGCUCCAAAAAUGAAGCUACUCACAAGAAAGGUCCGCCCGUCAACGUCACCUGCAACAUCUUCAUCAACAGUUUUGGCUCCAUUGCUGAGACCACAAUGGACUACCGGGUGAACAUCUUCUUGAGGCAGCAGUGGAACGACCCGCGUCUGGCGUACAAAGAGUACCCGGACGACUCCUUGGACCUGGACCCGUCUAUGUUGGACUCCAUCUGGAAGCCCGACUUGUUUUUCGCCAACGAGAAGGGGGCCAACUUCCACGAGGUCACCACCGAUAACAAGCUGCUACGCAUCUCCAAGAAUGGAAACGUGCUCUACAGCAUACGAAUAACGCUGGUUCUGGCUUGUCCCAUGGAUCUGAAGAACUUCCCCAUGGAUGUGCAAACUUGCAUCAUGCAGCUGGAGAGUUUCGGCUACACCAUGAACGACCUGAUCUUCGAGUGGGACGAGAAAGGCGCCGUGCAGGUGGCCGAUGGCUUGACGCUGCCUCAGUUCAUCCUCAAAGAGGAAAAAGACCUCCGAUACUGCACCAAACACUACAACACAGGCAAGUUCACGUGCAUCGAGGCCCGUUUCCACCUGGAACGUCAGAUGGGUUACUACCUGAUUCAGAUGUACAUCCCGUCCCUGCUCAUCGUCAUCCUGUCCUGGGUCUCCUUCUGGAUCAACAUGGACGCCGCCCCCGCCCGGGUGGGCCUGGGCAUCACCACCGUGCUCACCAUGACCACGCAGAGUUCCGGUUCCAGAGCCUCCCUACCCAAGGUGUCGUACGUGAAGGCCAUCGACAUCUGGAUGGCCGUGUGUCUACUGUUCGUCUUCUCGGCGCUGCUGGAGUACGCCGCCGUCAACUUCAUCGCCCGCCAGCACAAAGAACUCCUUCGCUUCCGCCGGCGGCGACGGCACAUGAAGGAGGAUGACGGCGGCGACGGGCGGUUCAGCUUUGCCGGCUCGGGUUACGGCGUGGGCCCGGCGUGCCUGCAGAAGGACGGCAUGGCGGCCAUCAAGGGCAACAACAACAACGCGGCUGCGGCGGCGGGCGGGGUUCCGGCGAGCGGCGGCCCGCCCGAGAAGAGCAUCGAGGAGAUGAAGAAACUCUUCAUCAGUCGCGCCAAACGCAUCGACACGGUGUCGCGCGUGGCCUUCCCCCUCGUCUUCCUCAUCUUCAACAUCUUCUACUGGAUCAUCUACAAGAUCAUCCGCAGCGAGGACAUACACAAACAAUAAUUCGCUCAAUCUCCGUCCUUCCUCCUCUUCAUCCUUCAUCGUCCUCUUCUUCAGGACAGAAGACAACGCUUCGUCCUCCCUUCUGUCCUCUUCGUCUUCCCGCAGACAGGAAGUGAAUGGCUGCAUGCCAAAAAAAAGAAGGAAAAAAAAAACUAUGACUCUUCUUAGCAAUGGAGGCCACGCCCACUCUACGUGAGGGAGGAGUCACGUGUGUGAGUGGGCGGGGUUGAACAAAUGCCACAAACUUAACCUCCACCCCCUGACGGGACGCUAAUGCGAUAUUUACAAAAGAUUUUGCUUCUAUGCUAAUGCUAGCACGCUAAUAACCCCGAUGCAGCAGUUGCUUAUUGUGGGGAUGCUUUGCAAAGCACAAAAGUUAUCGCUUUUUGGCAAAAACGACAAAAAAAAAUUCCCCUUCAUUUGCAGUACCUUCAUUUCCAUUUGCACAUACAUCAUCCACAAAAACUGCAUUAUUUUUGUCAAGAAAACCUUGAAUUGCCCCUGCCCCCCCCACAAAAAAAACAACAGGAAGUGACCCAUAAACGUCCCAAAAUCAAUAGAAAGUGACAGAAAAUCAACAGGAAGUUCCUACAAAAUAAUAGUCCUGGAAUGCCCCAAACCCAAGAGGAAGUGCUCCAAAAUGUACAGAAGGUAACCCAGGAUUGUCCCAGACCCAACAGGAAGUGACAAAAUCAACUGUAAAUGACUUACAGAUGCCCCAAAAUCAGUAAGAAGUCACCCAAAAUCAACAGGAAGUGACCCCGGAAAUGCCCCAGAUCCAACAGGAAGUGACUAAAUUGAGAGGAAGUGACUUAAAAAUUCCCCAAAAUCAAUACGAAGCGACCCAAAAUCAACAGAAACUUACCACCAAAUCAAUAGGAGGUGAGCCUGUAGUGCCCCAAACUCAAUAGGAAGUGACCCAAAAUCAACAGGAAGUGACAAAAUCGACAGGAAAGGACAAAGACACGCAACGCAAUAUAUAAGACACCAACAGGAAGUUACCAAAAACUCAGUAGGAAAUGACCCAAAAUCAAUAGGUACUAAUAAAUACCCCUUAAAUAAAUAGGAAGUGACCAAACAUCAACAGGAAGUUACCACAAAAUACCUGGAAGUGGCCCUGGAAUGACCAAAAAUGAAAAGUACGGCACCCCGGAAUGCUCCAAAAUCAAUAUGAAGUGAUUUAUAAAUGCAAAAUCAAUAAGAAGUGGCCCAUAAAUGCCCUGAAAUGGGCGGACAGUGAUCAUCCAACCCAUGGAAUGCCUCCAAAUCAACAGGAAGUGACCCAAUAUGUACAGGAAGUGAACCCGAAAUGCCCCUAAAUCAACAACAAGUGACCCUGAAAUCCCCCACAUAUCGACAGGAAGUGACCCGAUAUCUACAGAAAGUAUGAAAUGUCUCAAAAUCAACAGGAAGUGACCCAAUAUGAACAGGAAGUGACCCAAUAUCAACAGGUGGUUAUCCAAUAUCAACAGGAAGUGACCAUGGAAUGCCUCAAAAUCAACAGGAAGUGACCCCAAAAGUCCCCAAAAUAAACAGGAAGUGACCCUGGAAUGCCUCCAAAUCAACAGGAAGUGACCAAUUGCGAACAGGAAGUGAACCUGGAAUGCCCCAAAAGCAACAGGAAGUGACCCUGGAAUGCGUCCUAAUCAACAAGAAGUGACCAAAUACGUACAGGAAGGCACCCUGAACCCCCUCCCCCCCAUAUCCAUAGGAUGUGACCCAAAAUCAACAGGAAGUGACCCGAUAUCUACAGAAAGUCUUAAGAUGCCUCAAAAUCAACAGGAAGUGACCCCGGAAAUUCCCUAUAUAAACAGGAAGUGACCCAAUACGAACAGGAAAUUACCCAGAUUGCCCCAAAAUCAACAGGAAGUGACCCUGGAAUGGCUCCAAAUCAACAGGAAGUGACCCCGGAAGUCCCCUAUAUCAACAGGAAGUGACCCAAUAUGAGGAGGAAGUGAACCCGAAAUCCUCCCCAUAUAAAUAGGAAGGGUCCCAAAAUAAACAGGAAGGGACCUGAUAUCGACAGGAAGUCUGAGAUGCCUCAAAAUCAACAGGAAGUGACCCCGGAAGUCCCCUAUAUCAACAGGAAGUGACCCAAUAUGAACAGGAAAUGACCUUGGAAUGCCUCAAAAUCAUUAGGAAGUGACCCAAUAUGAACAGGAAGUGAACCUGAAAUGUUCCAAAGUCAACAGGAGGUGACCCUGAAAUGCCUCCAAUUCAACAGGAAGUGGCCCAAUAUGAACAGGAAGGGAACCUGAAAUGCUCCAAAAUCAACAGGAAGUGGCCCUGGAAUGCAGCCAAAUCAACAGGAAGUGACCUCAGAAGGAAGUCCCCUAUAUCAACAGGAAGUGACCCAAUGUGAACAGGAAGUGAACCCAAAAUCCUCCCCAUAUCAAUAGUAAGGGUCCCAAAAUAAACAGGAAGUGACCUGAUAUCGACAGGAAGCCUGAGAUGCCUCAAAAUCAACAGGAAGUGACCCCGGAAGUCCCCUUUAUCAACAGGAAAUGACCCAAUAUGAACAGGAAGUUAACCUGGAAUGCACCAAAAUCAUGAGGAAGUGACCCCAGAAGUCUCCUAUAUCAACAGGAAGUGACCCAAUAUGAACAGCAAGUGAACCUGAAAUCCUCCCCAUAUCAAUAGGAAGGGUCCUAAAAUAAACAGGAAGUGACCUGAUAUCGAAAGGAAGUCUGAGAUGCCUCAGAAUCAACAGGAAGUGACCCCUGAAGUCCUCCAUAUCAACAGGAAGUGACCCAAUAUGAACAGGAAGUUAACUUAGAAUGCCCCAAAAUCAAUAGGAAGUGACCCUGGAAUGCCUCAAAAUCAUCAGGAAGUGACCCAAUAUGAACAGGAAGUAAACCUGAAAUGUUCCAAAGUCAACAGGAGGUGACCCUGGAAUGCCUCCAGUUCAACAGGAAAUGACCCAAUAUGAACAGGAAGUGACCCCGGAAGUCCCUUAUAUCAACAGGAAGUGACUCAAUAUGAACAGGAAGUUAACCUGAAAUGUUCAAAAAUCAAAAAAGAUGUGACCCUGGAAUGCCUCCAAUCCAGCAGGAAGUUACCCAAUUUGAACUGGAAGUGACCCUGCAAGUCCCCUAUAUCAACAGGAAGUGACCCAGUGACCCCAGAAUUCCCCUCUAUAGACAGGAAGUUACCCAGUAUGAACAGGAAGUGAACCUGGAAUGCCCUAAAAUCAAUAGGACGUGACCUUGGAAAGCCUCCAAAUCAAGAGGAAGUGACCCUGAAAUCCCCCCAUAUUAACAGGAAGUGACUUGAUAUCAACACGAAGUGACCCUUGAAUGCCUCAAAAUCAACAGGAAGUGAACCCGAAAUGCCCUCAAAUCAAAGGGAAGGGACCUCAAAAACCUUUCCGCAUCAAUAGGAAGCAUCCCAAAAUAAACAGGAAGUGACCCGAUAUCGACAGGAAGUCUGAGAUACCUCAUAAUCAAACCCUGAAAUCCCCCUAUAUCAACAGAAAGUGACUCAAUACGAACAGGAAGGUCUAACCCUAACCUCAACCCUAAACCUAACAGCAAGGGUGUAACCCUAACCUGGGUCACCCCCUAACCUCAACCCUAAACCUAACAACAUGGGUGUAACCCUAACCCUAACCUGGGCCACCAACCAUCAUCAUUGCAGCAAAGCAUCCUCACACAAUUUGUUUAGAUACAUCAUUUAUUUUUUUUUCUUUCAUCUCAGUGCUUUAAUUAUCGACUCAUAUUCCCUGAUUAUUAGUUCUAUUUUGAACUGGUGUUUUUGCUUCAUUUUAAACUUAUUAUUUAAAAAAAUAAUAAUACAUAUUUCCCAUUUUAACCCUUUCUUUUAUAGGUUUACAUUCUUUUAUGACAAAGAUUUAUUUUUUCAAUUAAGGUAUCUAUGAAUUUUUUGUAUUUGCUUUAAAUAUGACGUUACACUACAUUCACGCAAUAUUUUUAUUAUUUUUUUAAUGUACCUGUUAUGAUAAUAACAUCCUACUUUUGUCUUAACGUAUUCUGUAGAUGGAUGGAUUUUUUUUUUUUUAAUCGAUCCAAAUUAAUUUUCAACCAGUAUUUGAUAUAAUUAUUUUACUUAAUUAUUAUCCAUGGCUCGGUCGGCUUCUCUAUGCAAAGAGCUACGUAUGCAAAGCACGAACGUGGUCGGGCUUAUCAUUUCUCGUGUCCGUCGCACUCCGGGACGACAGGGGGCGAUGUUCAAAACAAACGCUGCUUGUUUCCACGGCGACGGCGCCACCCGCCGUGUCAUUUUUCGGGCCAGGCGACGACGCCUUGAUCACAUUUUGUGCCGCUACCGCUAACUAGCUAGCAUGCUAGCUAGCUUGCCGGCUAACACUUUGUGUGCACGUGAAAAAAUAAUAAGGACCUACAAAAACGGGGGUGGGCAAAGCUUUUCAAAAGAGAAAAAAAAUGGUGACAAUAAUGUAUUUUUACGGAUAUUUAACAUGCGUCGCAAAUAUCUCAUCGGGUUUUUUUUUUUUUUCAUGAUUGUUUUAUGAAAUUAUUGAUGGCUUUUGUUAUAAGACAUAAAAUGUGAAAAUGUAAAUAUUCAAUGAGAUGAAUUCAUAAUUUAUUUUUUAUGGCUGUUGAUAUUUUUGACGGUUUCUAUUUAUUUGGUAUUUAUUCAUAGUAUUUAUUUUUAAUCUGUUGAAUGGAUUCUAUAUUAAAUUCAAAUACUAUUUAACAAUAUAUAAAUAAUAAAUUGAUUAUAUUUUUUAUUUGACAAGUAAUGAGAAAAUUUCAUCAAAAUUAUUUCUAUUAUUUGAAGUGUUGAUUGAAUGAGACAAAUUAAAUAUGCCAAUUAUCAUUUUUGGGGGAUUAGCUACCAUGAAAUAUUUGUAUGGUACGGAAGCGUAUUGCAGCCACCCCAAAAUAUAAUAAUAAAGUCCAGUAUCACGUUUUUACAUGAUAGCAUCACGUCUUACGAUACUAAUACAUUUUUACUUGAUAUUUAUCACAAUUUUACAUUAUAGUUGUUUUUAAAUGAUAGAAUCACGUUUUCACAUGAUAGCAUCACAUAUAUACCAGUUAGCAUCACAUUUAACAUAAUACUUAUCACAUUUUUACAUGAUAGAAUCACAUUUUACAUGAUAAUUAUCACGUUUUUACAUGGUAAUAAGUUUUUACCAUGUUUUUACAUGAUAAUUAUCAGGUUUUUACAUGAUAGGAUCACAUUUAACAUAAUUAUCCCACUUUUUCAUGGUAGUAUAACAUUUUACAUGAUAAUUGUCCCGUGUUUACAUUAAAGAAUCACAAUUUUACAUGAAGGAUCACAUUUUUACAAGAUAUUUAUCACGUUUUUACAUGAUACCAUCAUGUUUUUACAUGACAUCAGUAUCUCAUUUUUACAUGAUAGUAUCACAUUUUACAUGAUAAUUAUCACGUUUUUACUUGAAAGCAUUACCAUUUUACAUGAAGGGUCACAUUUUUACAUGAUACGAUCAAAAUUUCGCAUGUUAGCAUCGCGUUUAACAUUAUAACUAUCAGUUUUACAUGAUAGUACCACAAUUUACAUGAUAAUUAUCACGUUUAUACAUGAUACCAUCACAUUAAAUGAUAUUAGCAUGUUUUCUUUCACAUUUUCAUGUUAACUAUUACGUUUUUACAUUAUACUUAGCACGUUUUUACAUGAUAGUAUCAUGUUUUUACAUGAUAAUUAUCACGUUUUUACAUGAUAGAUCACAAUUUUACAUGUUAGUAUCACGCUUAACAUAAUAAUCUUUUUACAUGAUAAUCAUCACGUUUUUACAUGAUACCAUCACGUUUUUACAUGAUAGGAUCACAUUUUUACAUGUUAGUAUCACAUUUAACAUGAUAAUUAUCCCAUUUUUUCAUGAUAGGAUCACAUUUUACAUGAUAAUUGUCACGAGUUUACAUGAUAAUUUCAUGUUUUUACAUGAUAAUUGUCACGUUUUUACAUGAAAGCAUCAUGUUUUUACAUGAUAGGAUCACAUUUUACAUGAUAAUUAUCACGUUUAUACAUGAUACCAUCACAUUACAUGAUAUUAGCAUGUUUUCAUGAUACUAUCACGUUUUCACAUGAUACUUAGCACGUUUUUACAUGAUAGUAUCAUGUUUUUACAUGAUAAUUAUCACAUUUUUACAUGAUAGGAUCACAUUUAUACAUGUUAGUAUCACGCUUAACAUAAUCAUUCACGUUUUUACAUGAUACCAUCACGUUUUUACAUGAUAGGAUCACAUUUUUACAUGUUAGUAUCACAUUUAACAUGAUAAUUAUCCCAUUUUUUCAUGAUAGUAUCACGUUUUUACAUGAUAAUUGUCACAUUUUUACAUGAUAAUUUCAUGUUUUUAGAUGAAAGCAUCACAUUUUUACAUGAUAGGAUCACAUUUUACAUGAUAAUUAUCACGGUUAUACAUGAUACCAUCACAUUACAUGAUAUUAGCAUGUUUUUAUGAUACUAUUACGUUUUCACAUGAUACUUAGCACGUUUUUACAUGAUAGUAUCAUGUUUUUACAUGAUAAUUAUGACGUUUUAUAUGAUAGGAUCAAAUUUUCGCAUGUUAUUAUCGCGUUUAACAAAAUUAUCACAUUUUUACAUGAUAGUAUCACAAUUUAUAUGAUAAUUAUCACGUUUAUAUAUGAUGCCAUCACAUUAUUACUUGACAUUAGCAUACUUUCAUGAUACUAUCACGUUUUCACAUGAUAAUUAGCACGUUUUUACAUGAUAGUAUCAUGUUGUUACAUGAUAAUUAUCACGUUUUUACAUGAUAGAUCACAUUUUUACAUGUUAGUAUCACGCUUAACGUAAUAAUCUUUUUACAUUAUAAUUAUCACGUUUUCACAUGAUACCAUCACGUUUUUACAUGAUAAUUAUCAUAACAUGAUAAUUAUCAAAGUUUUACGUGAUAGUAACCCAUUUUACAUAAUUAUCAUGUUUUUACAUGAUGGCAUCACGGGUUAACAUGAUAAUUAUCAUAUUUUUACAUGAUAGUACCAUGACUUAACAUGAUCAUUAUAAUAUUUUUACAUGAUAGUAUCACGUUUUUACAUGGUAGUAUCACAGUUUUACAUGAUAGUAACUUGUUUUUACAAGAUGUAUCAUGUCUUUACAUGAUAAUUAACACAUUUUUACAUGAUAGUCUCACGUUUUUACAUGAAAAUUAUUACAUUUUUAUGUGAUACUGUAACGUUUUUACAUGCUAUGAUGUAAAAACGUGUUACUGGAUUUCCGUAGUAUGGCUAUUAAUAAUUACACUGGAUGUUUAUUUAAUUACUUUCAUGGUAUUACUUCAGUUACUUUAAAAACCUCAUUUUUUUAAAAAAAAAAUCUUAUUUUGGUCAUCUCCAAAUGUGUUAUGUAAUGUGGGCGUGGCCGCAUAUGUAUUUUUGCCCACCCCUGGCCUGACCUCUGACCUC
Corythoichthys intestinalis (scribbled pipefish) is the source of this 9266-nucleotide messenger RNA. RefSeq names its product glycine receptor, alpha 1 (gene glra1). NCBI's taxonomy places the organism in Eukaryota, Metazoa, Chordata, Actinopteri, Syngnathiformes, Syngnathidae. The coding region runs from base 447 to 1898 and encodes 483 amino acids. Gene Ontology annotation, molecular function: glycine binding; transmitter-gated monoatomic ion channel activity involved in regulation of postsynaptic membrane potential; extracellularly glycine-gated chloride channel activity. The record is from RefSeq and is a predicted model, not a curated record. Gene Ontology annotation, biological process: synaptic transmission, glycinergic; regulation of membrane potential; neuropeptide signaling pathway. The transcript is spliced from 11 exons. Gene Ontology annotation, cellular component: plasma membrane; synapse; postsynaptic membrane.